AUGAGCCCGGUAAAACUAGCGUUUCAAAAGUUUACUUAUUCAACUAGAGCACGAAGUUCAAUGUUUUCCAAAUUUGAUCCGUUAAAGGACCCUCUCAUCUUGGUCGCAUCAAUCGGAAAUCCGUCACCCCAAUAUGACAAUACAAGACAUUCCGUCGGCCAUUUUAUGCUUGAAAGAUACUGCUAUAAGAGGGGAUAUACUUCACCUUUAGAAAUAGGGCCCUAUACUUUCAAGAUAAAGUCCAAUCCAGACUGUUUUAUGUUCUAUCACAACAAGGGGUUCAUGAAUGAAAGUGGCAAGAACUUGUGUGAGCCUUGGAACGAGUUCCGAAGAUUUGCCACGCAGAAAGGAAGAAAUCCGGUUCUUGUUGUUCUUUCCGAUGAACUAGAUAAAGAUAUGGGUAAAUUGCAGAUUCGAAUACAAAAUUCGUCUGCUAGGGGCCAUAAUGGGCUUAAAUCUAUCCAGAACGUCAUUGGAAAGGGAUUCACAAGUAUUAAAAUUGGCAUAGGAAGAAAUUACCCUGGGGGUGGAAAAGACAGUGAUUCGGUUUCGAAGUAUGUGCUUGGGAAGUUUACUUUUAAAGAGUUUUAUACUUUGAAGACGCAGGUCCUGCUUGCGUUAACAAAUGUUUUCAAUGUUAUGCAAACUGGUGCGUACAUAUACAACAUUCAAAAGGGCUAG
Messenger RNA from Brettanomyces bruxellensis, 681 nucleotides. RefSeq lists its product as uncharacterized. The record is from RefSeq and is a predicted model, not a curated record. NCBI's taxonomy places the organism in Eukaryota, Fungi, Ascomycota, Pichiomycetes, Pichiales, Pichiaceae. The coding region runs from base 1 to 681 and encodes 226 amino acids. Gene Ontology annotation, molecular function: peptidyl-tRNA hydrolase activity. The transcript has a single exon.